UCGAUCAAGAAGAGCUGGUGCACCAACAAUUGACUAAAAUAUCUUGUAGUUAUUUUUUGAAACAUCUGCAUUCCAAAUGAUUGAUCAUGUACUGGGUCGUCCUUCGUCUGGUUGGAAACGUUCUCAGAUUCUCGUUACCAUUCUAACAGUUGCCUACUUUCUUAACAAGUCUAAGCGAAGAGCCCCUAUAGAAAUAUUGCGACGAAUUGACCGGAUACUAGGAUGUCUGCCUCCUUGGAAAAUUGCUAUUGUGUCGUUGCUGGGAUCAUACCUGUUUGAAAACUUUUUGCAUUUGGUAUUCCUAAAUGGUCCUGAACUCUACUCCAAGAUGUACACUCGCAACUUUUUCCGUGCUACUUGGAUCAUGACAAGUUUGGAUGCAGGAUUUUUGACAUGCAUGCACAUGCGUCCAAAGUGGUUGCGUGAUGUUCUGUCGCCUUUGUUAUCCAUAAUUUACAUGUUCUUUCCUGAAAGUGCCGAUCACAAGGUUCGCACAUUUAGAAAUAAUGCAACAGUUGAAAUCAUGCGAUGUUCCUGGGAAAAAUCUACCAAUCCAAUUCUACGUCUAUUUACUACAUUCGAUCGUGGCUUUCUUCAGAUUCGAAAGGAUAUUACCAUUCCACUCCCAACAGUCCCAUCUCACUCUGUUUUUUUAAAUCGUCCUAAGCCUCAUAUUAAUGCUAGACUAUAUUUUGAUGGUACUCCGGCUCAACUAGCAGCUGCAACAGAACUUAUUUUUCAAAUUCCUGGUGGCGGGUUUGUUACAACUACUCCAACACAUCAUGAUGACUAUGUGUCAAGCUGGGCACGACAAGUUCGAGUGCCAAUUGUGAGUAUCAAUUACGGAAAAGCUCCAGAGUUUCCAUAUCCAUGGGCUCUUGAGGAAUGUUAUGAGGCUUAUAGAAGUAUUGUCGAGUCAAAUGGUGAAGUAAUCGGUAUGAGUGGAUGGCAUGUGCUUGAUCAAGCCGGUAGGAUAAUCUCUCCAAAGAAAUCCAUCAAAAUUGUCAUGACUGGAGAUUCAGCUGGGGCAAACUUGGCUACAGGAGUGAUUUUCAAAUGCAUUGAAUUUAAUCAGGAGCAUGCAAAACCACCAGCUGCAUUCAUCUGUGUAUAUCCUUGUCUUUCAUAUGACAUGGCUUGUUGGAUUCCACCACGCCAGUUGAAUUUACUACGAGCUGAAUCAAGCACAUCGUUGGCUCCACUUAUUGAUUCAAAGCUACACAUACGAAAACUAGCUCCAUUAGAGACAUCAGAGGCUCCACGUGCAAUUGAUGUGUUUAACAAUCAGGCAGAUCGUAGUUUGUCAUGGUACCAUAAGCUUCGUCCACAAAUAUUUGCUCAUAAAUCCACUGGCCCGUAUAUUCCUAGCGCACUUUCAAUGACUUCGCGCAUGUCAUACUUUUCUGAUCGUAUCAUCACUCCUGAAUUGCUGCGUGGAAUGGCAUUGCUCUACCUUUCUGGAUCUCCUGUUGUGCCGGAUCUCAUGCACGAUCAUUACCUCAGUCCGGUCAUUGCAUCUGAUGAAAUCCUUGCAAGAUUCCCCAAAACCUAUUUUAUUGUAGGCGAAAAAGACCCUUUUGUAGACGACACUGUGAUCUUUGCAGCUCGAAUUCGAGAAGCAAAAGCAAAGGCAAAGCGUGAGUGGGAAAAGGUUCGUGAGCAGCGUCAUAGAUUGGGAUUGAAUACUACUAUGAGCAAUGGAUUAUCUCUGGCAGACUUGCGACAUUCGCGUCGAUCAGUAAAUGGCGACUCUCCAAAUCACCAUUCUGAACUACAGCGCAUGAAUUCAAUUAUUGAAGAUGCCGAGUUUGAGCAUCAUGUGUUUUCACAAGGACCCGACAAGAUGGUCAAGGUUAAAAUCAUUCAAGGCAUUUCACAUGCGUUUUUCCAAAUGAUGACAUUUCUACCCGAAGCCCGUCAGGCGGCAUUGCCGCUGAUGACGCAACCGAGUUGACUGAUAUGCUUAUGCAUGGAAUGGAUGAACCUAAUAGGCUAUCUCAAAGCAAUGUUCCAAACGAUUUUGCUUAUUAUCAGCUCAAAGGUGUUGCACCUGGCGGCGCCUCAUAUCAACGUGAUAAAACUGGCGCUGCUUCGGUUAUUGUCACUAAUGAUCAGGAUGAAUCUGCUGAUAAAGUAACGAGUAAGCAUUUGAGGAAAGGGUCUGAAAGUGGUGCAGUAGAGCACAAUAAUGUCACGAAUUCUGCUGGGAAUUCGCGGACUGGAUCACCUCUGAUUUAUGAACAGCGUAUAUCCAGUACACGGACUGGAAAUAGGAAGCCGGUGGUCAUGUGUGAAGUUUCUGAAAAAAAUGUGGUUUCUAAACGUCGAUCUGAAAUGUCUGCUGUUCUUGGCACGACUGCCAUGACUUUGCCUAACCCACCACAACCAUGACGAUAUAUUGAGUAUAAUUUUCAGUACGAGGUUUUAUUCAUUAAAAUGGUCUGAUAUAUUGCU
Messenger RNA from Batrachochytrium dendrobatidis JAM81, 2454 nucleotides. RefSeq lists its product as uncharacterized. The coding region runs from base 77 to 1954 and encodes 625 amino acids. Gene Ontology annotation, cellular component: cytosol. Gene Ontology annotation, molecular function: sterol ester esterase activity; triacylglycerol lipase activity. Lineage: Eukaryota; Fungi; Chytridiomycota; Chytridiomycetes; Rhizophydiales. Gene Ontology annotation, biological process: triglyceride catabolic process. The record is from RefSeq and is a predicted model, not a curated record. The transcript has 9 exons.